AUGGCAUUCUCUCCAACAAGCAACCCACUUAUAGUAUCGGUUUCCUCUUCAAUAUCCUCUCGAAAUAACCCAAAACCCAUUUCUCUCAAACUACCCAAAACCAAGCUCAUGCCCGUCUCCUCGUCAGAAUUCAGCACUCUUCUCCAAUCCUGCAUCGACUCUCGCUCUCUCACACAAGGAAAAGAGCUUCACUCCCAAAUUAAACAAGCUGGGUUUGAAAAAAACAGAGACUUGCUUCCAAAACUCAUCAAACUCUACUCUGUUUGUGGCCGAAUCGAUAAUGCUCGAGAACUGUUUGAUAGAAUUCCAAAGAGGAACUUGGAUACGUUCAUCUGGACUUCAUUGAUCAGUGGGUACACUAGAAAUGGAAACCCAAGUGGAAGUUUUGACAUUUUCUCUAAAAUGCUUGAACAUGGAGCUGAACCAGAUGGUUACACUUUUUCGGUCUUGUUGAGAGCUUCAGCUGAAUUGGGUUUUCUCAAAUUAACAGGUCAGUUGCAUUCGUUAUUGGUUAAGUGUGGGAUUAGAAAUCAUUUAUCCGUUGAUAACUCGCUUAUUAAUGCUUAUGGGUCUGCUGGGGUUAUUGAUAAUACAAAGAAAGUGUUCGAUAGAAUGCCUACCAGAAACGUCGUUUCUUGGUCUUCUAUGAUUCGGGUGUUUUCCUCGUUAGAGAAGUUCUCUGAGUCGUUUGCAUUGUUCUACGGAAUGCAAGUUGAGGACGGUAUUAAACCCAAUGAGGUUACCAUUGUUUCGUUAUUGCCUGCUUGUGGCUUCUUUUCUAGUUUUAGGAAAGGCCAAGCUAUUCAUGGUUGGGUCAUCCGAAACGGGUUCAAUUUGAAUUUGAUAGUUGGUUCCUCACUAGUGACGAUGUACUCUAGAUGCGGAGAUUAUGAAGGCGCUUUUAAGAUUUUUAAUAGCUUGGGGAGAGGAAACGUCGUUCUUUGGACUUCUAUGAUUGAAGGAUUCUCAAUGAAUGGAAAAUUCGAUUUGGCAUUAGAAUUGUUUCGAAUAAUGCAAGAUCAAGGGUUGAAGCCAAAUUAUAUCACUUUGGUUGUGAUCCUUUCGGCUUGUAGUCAUGGUGGACUUGUUAAUGAAGGGAUUGAGAUUUUCGAAAGUAUGUCAGAGAAAUUCUGUAUUGAGCCUCGUAUUGAACACUAUUCUUGUGUAGUUGAUAUGCUUGGGAGAGGGGGAAGACUUGAUGAAGCUGAGAAGUUUAUAGAGAAAAUGAGGGUAAAACCAACUGGUAGUGUAUAUGGAACAUUGCUUGGAGCUUGUCAAGUUCAUGGUAAUGUAGCGCUUGGUGAGAGAUCAGCCUACAAGCUUUUCGAGCUAGAACCCGAAAACGCAGCAAAUUAUGUGAUUUUAUCAAACAUUUAUGCCUCAGUAGGGAGGUGGGAUGAUGCAGGAAGAAUAAGGAAGUUGAUGGUCACCAAAGGAUUGUCAAAAGAUGCUGGGUAUAGUUGGAUUGAGAUUAAAGACAAAGUUUAUAUAUUUGGUGCUCAUGAUAAGUCACAUUUGGAGAUUAAUGAGAUAUAUGAGAUGUUGGCAAGAUUAGAUGAACUUAUAGUUAAGGCAGGUCAUGUUCCUUCUCUGAAAUUUGUGUUGCUUGAUAUAGAGGAUGAUGAUAAGAAAAAAUUGCUGUGCAGUCAUAGUGAGAGGCUAGCCAUUGCUUUUGGUUUGUUGAAAGCUCCUCCAAAUGUGCCUAUAAGGAUUGCAAAGAACCUGAGAGUUUGUGGGGAUUGCCAUAAUGCAAUCAAGGUAAUAUCUAAAGUUGUUUCAAGGAAAUUUAUUAUUAGGGAUACUAAUAGAUUUCAUCAUUUUUCACAAGGAUCUUGUUCUUGUGGGGAUUAUUGGUGA
Molecule: messenger RNA, 1857 nt
Organism: Asparagus officinalis (garden asparagus)
Lineage: Eukaryota; Viridiplantae; Streptophyta; Magnoliopsida; Asparagales; Asparagaceae
Product: pentatricopeptide repeat-containing protein At3g26782, mitochondrial-like
Exons: 1
Coding region: 1-1857 (618 amino acids)
Biological process (GO): RNA modification
Molecular function (GO): zinc ion binding; protein binding; RNA binding
Source: RefSeq, a predicted model, not a curated record